AUGCAACCCUCAUCUGUUCGACAAAGUCCAGUAACAGACACCGAAACCACUGAGGAGCAUCCUGAGGCCCCGACGGUGAGCCAACCACUUGAACACGGCGAAAACGUUACGAACAACACGUGCAACAACGAGUUGUCGACAGAUAUACAAAGCGAACCGGACACUGAGGACCAGCCACGAGAUGUAUUCGGUCCUCUCCUCGCACCGCAGCUCCAGCCAUAUGCUGCUAGCCCUCGCGGCGCAUUAUUAGCACAUUCUACCCCUUAUCUCCCGUAUAUACUGCCACCCCCGCUUCACUAUGCAUACCACGGAACGGCACAAGCACCAUACUUCUCUGUACCAUCAACCCCCUCCCACUUGAAGAGUUAUCUCCCUUCACAAUUUGUCACCAUGGUCCCUCCGACAGCUAUCCCUGAUACCGCAAUCAGAGGAACCCGAACUACUGUCAACGACAUUGAAGACAUUUUUAUCAAGGACCUCUUCUCAGGCAUUCCGAUCUCCAUUACAGGCCGAAGUGUCGCUGGGUGGUACAACUCUCUCCCGGUUAAGGAGCGCAUUCUCCUUGCAUUGCGCUGUCUAAAGAGACUCGGAUUCUCGAGCAUCGGGGAGUUUUUUGUUCAGCUCUUUACACCCGGCCACAAUACACAUCAAGAAGUGUAUCAAACAAUAGCUGCAUUCUUGCGGAAGAGGAGCAGGCCUGGUACACACCCUAUUGACAUCCUCAGGCUCAUAUACAACCACAAGAAAUCUGAGGUCUUCGAAGAUGGUAGUGCCAUUCCGGCUUCAUUCGAUUCUCUGCCUCCCUAUGCGCGGUCCCCUUCCGCUCGCUUCUCUCCUUCAGUUCGAGUGUCAGAGCAGGCUCCUGUGAUGUUCGCCUUAUUGUUGACCAUUGCAGUUAAUGAUUGGACCAGAAAGAAGAUUCAAGAUUGUGUCGAGAUUCGGUCACAGAGUGUUGAUAGUGCGCAAGACGAUGCAAUGGCAGACAUCUUCGAAAUCUUGGAGCCAGAGGCAGACGAAAGUGAAGAUGAUGCUGCUGCCGAUGAGACUUUGGCAAUGUUGAAGAUACGCAGAGACCCGUGGUUGCUAGGUGCAGACUCGAGUGAGCGCAUAAAAAGCUGGGGUAGGAGGGUUAAGACAAAGGCCCCCAAUUUUCUCAUUCUGUACGACAACGUGAACAAGAUGAGCCGUGCAUGGCAAAAGAUGUUGGCACACUCGGACGAAGUCCACAGUGGUACUGCCGCAACUCUCAUUAAGCUGGAGGAUGUUCCUAUGGGAGCUUUGGACUUAGAUCCACUGCUUAGUAACCUGUUGAAGAAGGAACGCCUCAAGAUAACACUGAAGGACCUCCUUGAUGAUAUCGACUGGGCACAUAUUCGUGGUGUUGGUGCAGGCCAUGUACUACGAAUCUGGUUGAAGUACAUUCCCAUCCUGUCCCCUCGCCGUGAUGCUGUGGUGAAGCUAUUCACUGAGUCGCACAAAAAGCGACUGCUACGCCUUCGCAAGAGUGAAAUAGAGUCACUCCGGUGCUCUAAUAUCGAUGAAUCAAUGACCGUCGGCACUUUCCUUCUUAUUCGCACACGAACCAAGCCCCGUGUCUUCUUUCCCAUGAUUAUCUUGCUAAUGCGCUCGCUCUGCAGCAUCCAUGGCAUAAUGACGGCCACACGUAUGUCGUUACCUUCACAUAGCUCAUUGAAGAGGUCUCUUCCUUCAUAG
Sparassis crispa is the source of this 1713-nucleotide messenger RNA. RefSeq lists its product as hypothetical. The record is from RefSeq and is a predicted model, not a curated record. The coding region runs from base 1 to 1713 and encodes 570 amino acids. The transcript is spliced from 6 exons. Lineage: Eukaryota; Fungi; Basidiomycota; Agaricomycetes; Polyporales; Sparassidaceae.